Molecule: messenger RNA, 1731 nt
Organism: Metschnikowia bicuspidata var. bicuspidata NRRL YB-4993
Lineage: Eukaryota; Fungi; Ascomycota; Pichiomycetes; Serinales; Metschnikowiaceae
Exons: 1
Coding region: 1-1731 (576 amino acids)
Biological process (GO): xenobiotic detoxification by transmembrane export across the plasma membrane
Cellular component (GO): membrane
Molecular function (GO): xenobiotic transmembrane transporter activity; antiporter activity
Source: RefSeq, a predicted model, not a curated record
AUGAACUCUCGCGGCUCGGAUGAGCACAGUCACCUUUUACGCUCGGUGCUGAGGUCGUCGGAACUCUCUGACAUCGGCGAGCUGGAAAUUGUUGCCUAUGUACAGAAUCGCCGGGCGUCGAUUGCAUCUGUGGGCACAAACAAGAUCCCACGGCAUUUCGCCUUGCAGCCAAAACCGUCGGGGGCUAACUUGGCGGAAUCGCUCUACCGUGUGCGGUCAAACGUCUCCGCCUACACCCACCACACCGACAUCAAUGACAUCUUGUCGGUGCACUCGGGUGCCAUUCUCAAGGAACCCGAGACCUCGCUUGCCAACGAGGCACGCGUUUUGAUGCGCUACUCCGUGCCCUUGGUGAUCACCUUCUUGUUGCAGUACUCGCUCACCGUAGCGUCGGUGUUUUCCGUGGGCCGCUUGGGCCUGACGGCGCUAGCUGCAGUUUCAUUGUCUUCCAUGACAGCCAACAUCAGCGGCUAUGCGAUUAUUCAGGGUGUGUCCACGUGUCUAGACACGUUGUGUGCCCAGGCGUAUGGCCGGCAGGACUACAACACGGUGGGCUUGCAUUUCGUGCGGUGCACAUAUCUCUUGAUGCUCUUGUACGUGCCGAUGCUCGUGCUCUGGGUGUUUCUCUCCAGGCCUGUUUUGUCGUUCUUGGUUGGGCCUGAUAAGACGGAAUUGGCAUACUUGGCAAGCAGCUACUUGCAGGUGUUGGCCUUAGGGUUGCCGGGAUUCAUCAUCUUCGAAAACUUGAAGCACUUUCUCCAGGCACAGGGCAUUUUCCACGCCUCAACCUACGUGUUGCUCUUCUGUGCCCCUCUCAACGCAUUAUUGAAUUACCUCUUGGUGUGGGAUAGGCGUGUUGGGCUUGGCUUCAUCGGGGCCCCGCUCUCCGUCGUCAUUACAAACUGGCUCAUGUGCAUCAUGCUUUUGGCAUACACUUUGUACGUCAAUGGCUACCAAUGCCUCCCUCGUGAACCGCUUUUUGACUCUACCUUCUUCCGGAACUGGACCAAAAUCAUCAACUUGUCUGUGCCUGGCGUGUUGAUGGUCGAGGCUGAAUGGCUUGCUUUUGAGAUCAUUACAUUUACGGCUUCUACCUUUGGCACUGACGUUUUGGCUGCACAAUCCAUCGUGUCCACCACGUGCGUGUUGCUUUAUCAGAUCCCUUUUGCGCUCUCAAUAGCGGCGUCCACAAGAAUUGCGUGGUUUAUCGGCGCCGCGUCAAAGAAGGCAGCUGUAACUGCAUCCCAGGCAGCAAUGUACUGUGCUCUUGCUCUUGGGUCGUGCAAUGCGGUGGUGCUAUUUUCGUUCAGAACUUUCUUCGCAUCUCUAUACACCAGCGAUAAAAAAGUUUUGGAUAUUGCCAGCACAGUCUUAAUAAUAGGUUCUGUUUACCAGAUCAACGACUUCUUGGCGUGUGUAUCAGGAGGAAUUUUGCGUGGCCAGGGUAGACAAAAAAUUGGCGGUAUUCUUAACUUGGUCUCUUACUACUUGAUAGCCUUGCCUUGUGCAUUUUUCUUUGCCUUCUACUUCAAGUGGGAACUUGUUGGACUAUGGCUUGGCAUGAUCAUUGCGCUCUUUUUUGUUUCUGUCUUACAGACAUACUUCGUCUAUGUCAGCGAUUGGGAUCACAUCAUCAAGGAGUGUAUCAACGAAGGAAUUCUUGAGGACGGGAACCUCAACAUUGACGCUCAUUCGACUGUCCCUGCAAUGCUGUCAAACUUUCUCAUUUAA